UCAAAUUGGCGUAAGCCAUCUUAAGGAAAGUAACUCUAAGUUUAACGCAUGUAUUUUACCCACAGUCAUCUGCAACAUUUGGAUUGAAAAAUUUCACAACUAAAUGGUUGUAGGAAGAUUAUAUCUUGCGGACAAUAAUCCGUACUGUUAGAGUCAGAAAAUUUCACGGUUAUAUGGUUAUGGCCGCAUAGAGUAAACACAUCUACCCUUAAUCCCUUCUAGUACUUCACCUAAACCCACGAAGGCCUACCAUCAGCUUUGGAUAUUUUCUUUUUCCAGUUUUUGAAUUCUAGGGAAUGACUAUGACUAAGAUAUAAAUGCUGUCCCAGUGACCGGGCCGCAUCUGAAUUUUUCUUCGGUGCCGCAUGUUUUUUCCUGUCUACUUAUUCCAGUCUUUUGCAUCAAAAUUUCCAAGUCAUUUGGCGUGUUUAACAAAUAGAAGAACUAGAUAUAUAGUGAAGGUGUAUUACUAAGGGACAUAUACCCCUUGGUUUUACUAACAAGUAAAUCUCUCCUAGUGUUUGCUAUUAUUGUUUCUGAGUUUCUAUCGGAAAUUUUGGCAUGGCACGUGUCUAUCUCUUAGUAUUCGUUUUUCUGUGUCAUCUUGGACUUCACUCUGCUGAUCAAGAAAUGAAGCACCAUCCAAAUUGUCCACCUUUUCCUUGUGGGAAGCUUGGUGAGAUUAAGUUCCCCUUCACUAAUUCCAAACGUCCUCCACACUGUGGUUUGUUAACGGUAGAGGGUUGUGACAAUGGUGUUCAGAAGAUAAAAUUGGAGAGAGGAGGAAGAUGGUAUGAAAUUAGCAGUAUCUCUCAGGCAGAAGCCAUUUCUAUUGAUGAUAAAAUGUUCUCAGAGCUUUUGAAUUCUCGUAAUUGUAGAGCCUUCAAAUAUCUAAAUCUUCCUAACCUUCCUUAUCUAUCUUUUCAAAUUAGUCAAAACCUAACCUUAUUCGAAUGCAACAACAAGCUUAGUGAUCAUCCUUCCCUGUUGGAGUAUUCAGGCUGCAAUAACUCAAGUAUAUAUUAUACUGAACGAGAAAUUUUGCCAAGUCUUCCACCUCAGUGUUCACUUAUUCAGCUUCCCCGGACUCAAAAUGGUCAGGAUGACAUAUUUACUCAGUUAACUGCCAACUUCUCACUUGAAGUGCAUGUACAUUGGGCUUGCAGGAGGUGUUAUUAUAGAGGAGGAGACUGUCAGGUGAACAGCAAGCAAAAGUUUUAUUGUGCUAAUGCAGAAGAAGGAAAUAACAAAUUCAGAUUGAAGUUUGGAUUGGGAGCAGGUGCAGGCAUCGGAUUACUAGUAAUUUUGUCUCUUUAUUUUUUCCUCAGUUACCGUAAAAGAAAACCUGCUCCCUCUAACUUCCUGUCAAAAAAUUCCUAUUCUGUUCCCUCCUCAAAAUCAGAUCUAGAAUUGGGCGGCGCCUACUUUGGUGUCCCACUCUUCUCGUACACUGAACUUGAAGAAGCCACUAGUAAUUUUGACAGCAGAAAAGAGCUUGGAGAUGGAGGUUUUGGAACUGUGUAUUACGGUAAGCUCCGAGAUGGACGAGAGGUUGCAGUCAAGCGCUUGUAUGAGCAUAAUUACAGAAGGGUUGCACAGUUCAUGAAUGAAAUUGAAAUCCUUACACGCCUACGCCACAAAAAUCUUGUCACUCUUUAUGGAUGCACUUCUCGCCGCAGCCACGAUCUCCUCCUUGUAUAUGAAUACGUUCCCAAUGGUACGGUGGCUGAUCAUCUCCAUGGUGAUCGGGCAAAGUCCAGUCCACUGACAUGGCCUAUUCGAAUGAGCAUUGCAAUAGAAACAGCUAGCGCUUUGGUUUACCUACACGCUUCGGAUAUCAUACAUCGUGACGUCAAAACCACCAACAUUCUCCUUGACAACAAUUUCUGCGUGAAAGUUGCUGAUUUUGGUCUCUCAAGAUUGUUCCCUAAUGAUGUCACCCAUGUCUCAACUGCACCGCAAGGGACGCCAGGUUAUGUUGAUCCAGAGUAUCACCAAUGCUACCAGCUUACUGAUAAGAGUGAUGUCUAUAGUUUUGGAGUUGUGUUGAUUGAGCUGAUAUCAUCAAUGCCUGCUGUUGAUAUUAAUAGGCAUCGACAUGAGAUUAAUCUAGCUAACUUGGCGGUAAACAGGAUUCAAAAAUGUGAAUUUGAUGAGUUGAUUGAUCCAUCUUUUGGGUAUAAUUCUGAUGAAGAAGUUAAAACAAUGACAAUUACAGUGGCAGAGUUGGCAUUUCGAUGCUUGCAACAGGACAAGGAAAUGAGACCCACCAUGGAUGAAGUGUUGGAGGAAUUAAAGAGAAUUGAAAGUGCAGAAUUCAUGGAGAAUCCAGAGGAGAUUCAUGAUGAUAACAAGCCAUUGAGUGGUAUGCUGCCACCAUCUUCACCACCAGAUUGCGACGAUGCUUCGCUAUUGAAAAAUAUCCGAUCGCUGCCUUCACCAGAUACGGUAACUGCUAAAUGGGCUAGUAGUUGUUCCACUACACCUAAUGUUAGUGGUAAGAUUUUUUCCGUUUCUGCUGCUUAAUUUUCUAGGUGGGUGAUGACUGAUGAGGGCAUGAUCAACAUUCUAUUAGACGGAAACGAGUGGCAUAAUUGCUUCUGAUUUUACUUCCAUUUUGUUCUUCAUAGAGAUAAAUUGAAGGCACAGAAUCUGUAGGUAAAUUUGUAAGGGAGUGUAUAUAGUAAAUGAAGUAAGGAACUAGUUUAUACCAAUGUCCAUAUUCUGAAUCCCAUAUGAUAAACUCUUGCCUUCUUUUGCUCUUUGCAAUCUUUGGUUGUGAUUAGGAACUCAAAAGUUUUAUAAACAGCAGGACAAUCUUGAUAUGUACGUGUAACAAUGAAGAAAUGUAAUUGAAGUGAAUUUAUCUCUGAUCAUAUAUAA
Messenger RNA from Hevea brasiliensis (rubber tree), 2883 nucleotides. RefSeq names its product LEAF RUST 10 DISEASE-RESISTANCE LOCUS RECEPTOR-LIKE PROTEIN KINASE-like 1.1. The transcript has 4 exons. The coding region runs from base 562 to 2526 and encodes 654 amino acids. Gene Ontology annotation, molecular function: polysaccharide binding; ATP binding; protein kinase activity. NCBI's taxonomy places the organism in Eukaryota, Viridiplantae, Streptophyta, Magnoliopsida, Malpighiales, Euphorbiaceae. The record is from RefSeq and is a predicted model, not a curated record. Gene Ontology annotation, biological process: protein phosphorylation.